UAUAGCAUAAGUUGAUUCCUUGUAAAUUUUGUUUAAAGUGAAUUAACCAGAGAGAAUCCAGUUAACUCUGGGUAUAUUGACAUAAUGAAUGUUCUAGAAAAUGAGACCAUGGAUUUUGGAGUUGAGUGAUCCUUUAAGAUCAUUUAAUUUUCCUAUGUGACCUCUCUUCUCUGUUUCAAUGCUAUAUGUCAAACUUCGGAGUUAGGAAACCAUAUAUAUCACAUUUUCUGAGAGUAUCUACUUAAGAUAUGCUAGCUUUCUUAAAUGUACUUGACUCUGUAUUCUAAUUUGUGAUUGGGAACAUACGACACCAUACCUGGACCUCUAGGGAAUGACUGGUUCCAGAGAAGAUGCUCAUAGGGCAAAGCAGGCCACUUGGAAGGCUUGUUUCUUUGAAAUCUUGCCUCCAUACACUCUACUUUAUGCCAAGUUGUCCAGCCCAGUCCUAGUAGAGUUGUAAAGGAGGUCUUCCCUGAGCAUUGGCUGUCAGGGCAGAGCCCGUGAGCAGUUGCAUGAAGGGACAGCAGAUGGGCAUGUCUCAGAGAGGAGACUGAAGCAGCUCUCACAUUGGCUGGGCCCUGUCAGGUUUACCUUGGAAUGUCCAUUGUGAUGUCAUAUGGAGUCACAACCUUGAAGGAGAACAUUGUUUGGCUGAGAGGGGCAUGGGGUUGAGUAAUGGCACCGAUUUGGGGGCUGGCCAUCCCGCCUCCAUCAUAUGUCAGCCCUCUACUAUUAUUUGGUUUCCUUGUUUGGGGGCUUUGGCUGCUCUUUUUUGGGAGACAGAGCAGGAAGCAGGUGGUAGCCAAGACAGACUCAGAGACUUCAAAGCAGCAUAAAUUGAAAAAGAUCCAGAAAUUCACAGGUCAGAAAGAUCCUAUCCUUUAUUCUUCAGUUCAAGCUUCCCAGUGGGAAGAAAAUCUCAGGAUGGUUUGCCCUGAAGCUAAUCUGACACACUUUUCAGGACUCCCUGUGGGAUGGGCCCAGGAAUAUAUACUCUGGUCAAUGGACAGAAGUCUUCAACAGAUCUUCCAACAUCUGGAAUGUGCAAGAUCAAGUCUUAUGGAAUUGUGUUUGCCUGAACCACAGGAUAUGAUUUCUUCCUCCACCUCCUCUGUGCUUGUGGCUCAGGAGCCUAUUCUACCCUGUUGUGGCUGUAAGAAGGCAAAACAUUCUACUGACCACAGCAUCUCCUCUGGAUCAUCAUGCAACAACUCCAGCCUGUCACACCUUCCUGUCUUUUCUGAAGGAACAACCGGGAAACUCCGGAGCCAUAGUUUACCUCUUUUACCCAAAAACCAGUCUUCUGUGUUUAGGAACCAAGGCACAUCCCUGCGUCCUUUUCAGCUCUCAGAGUUUGGGAAAUCAAAACUUUUUCAGAAUUUGGCAGCUCAUUCACCCUUAAGAUCCCAAAGCUCUUUUAUCAACUCUGUGUUCGAAUCCCCAGAUCUCUGCCAACAAGAAAAAACAAAGAAUGGGAGAGAGAGCAAGAAGCAUUUGACAUCGGAUCAUAGGCCAGAUUUUGUUUUCAAGGCAAGACCACGAUUCUCGGGAUGGGCUCCAAUCCGGCUCUCUCCUUUGGCUAGGUGGGAGUUAGAGGGACAUAUGGCCUGGAAGGUUUAUACUUUGAGGGAACAAAUAGUGCCUCUGCCUGUGAGGGAAUCAUGGGCAAUGCUGAAUUAUUUAAUUGAGGCACAAGGAGGAGUUCCUGAACCAGAGAAACCUCAAAUCCAGGUAUCUAUUCCCAUUCAUCAAAGCACUGAACAAGGUCUCAACAAUAAAUCCCCAAACUGUCCAUCAUUUCAGCUCCAUGUGAAUAUUGGAGUGGAAUCUGGAUUAAAUAGAACAGAAACAAAAAUUUCACACUCACUUAUCCCAGGUAAGCAGUCACAACCUGGAGAUGGCCCCCAAAUCCUUGAAACCAGGCCCUUAGUUACAUCUUUGGGCACUCCACCUCCCAAGAGUUUAGGAGCUGACAUAAUUCAAGAGGAAACCACUUUACUGCAGAAGGAGCCAAAACAUGUCCUGGAACCUAAUAUAGAGCAGAGGGUCAUAGAUCUUCCAGAAAAAAGAAUACAACAGCGUAAGACCCACGUGACUAAUGUGGAGUUGACCCCAAGGCUACCAUAUCAAGUUACAGAUAGCAUAAAGGUAACUCCUUUGGCAUUACUUCAAGUCAUGGAUUCAAUGGGGAUGAUCCCAGAAUCACAUUCAGAAGUGAGAGAAUCUGUGGGUUUGUUCCCACAGCCACCAGACAAAGUUGGGAAACCAAUGGAAACCAUGAAAAAAGUGAGUGUAGGCACAAAACCAUCAUAUCAAGUCACUGAAUCAGUGGAGGUAACACCAAGUCCUCAGCAUCAAGUUAUGAAAUCAAAGAUGACCUCAAGAGCACUGAGUCAAGUCACAGAUAAUGUGGAGGUAACUCCUGUAGCAUUGCUUCAAGUCAUGGAUUCUAUGGGGAUGAUUAAUAAAUCACAUGCACAUAUCAUAGAAUCAGUGGGAAUAACCCCAAGAACAUCAUCUCAAGCCAUGCAAUCAGGGGAAAUCAACACAUUGUUGGACCAUGAAGUCAUACCACCAGGAAAGAUGAGUCCAAAGGCACAACAUGCACUUGUGGAAACUGUGGAAAUCACUGUAGGACCACAGCCUGAAGUUAGUGAAUCAGUGGACAUAACCUCAAAGCCACAAAGUCAAAUCAUAGAACCACUGAAGAUUCCUUCAGGGUCAGUAUGUCAAACCACAAGAUCAUUGGAAAUGAUCUCCAGUCCAUUGCAUCAAGUUAUGGAUUACACAAAAGUAACUCCAGUGGCACUAUUACAAGCUAUGGAUUUCAUGGGGAUAAUUCCACCAGCACAGCCACAUGUUACAGAAUCUGGAGAUUUGAACUCCAGUUCACAGUUGCAAGGUCUGGAAUAUGUUCAUUUGGCCCUACCAUCCGAGUUUCCAGAUAUGAAAGCUGUGGAGUUGACCAUAAGACCACUACAGGAAGAUAUGAAAUCUGUGGAGUUGGCCCCAAAGCCAUGGUUACAAGAUGAAAGAUCUAAGGAGACAGCCCCAGUACUAUUGCUUAAAGAUGUGAAAUUUCCUCAAAUGGUAGAAUGUAGAAAGUUGAUUCCCAAAACACAGGUAGAAGGUAUGAAAUAUGAGGAGCCGAUCUCAGCGGCACACAUUCAAGCAGUAAAAUCUGUAGAGCUGGACCUCAUGCCAAAUCAUCAAGCCACAGAACCUGAAGGAUUGACCCCAUUGCAUCAAGCUUUAGAAUCUUCAAAAAUGAUCACAGAGCCAGGAUGUCAAGGAGCAGAAGCAGAGUUGACCUCUGACACUUGUCACCACGGGAAAGAAUCUAUGGAGUUGAAAAAAUCAUCUUUAAGAGGUGCUCCAGGGCCAUUGAGUCAGACUUCAGAAUCUAUGCAGGUGAACUCAGUGCCAUUCCAAGGUGCUCUUGAGACAAUGCUCCAAGGUGUAAAAGCCUUAGAGACUCGAGGGUCUCAACACAUAAUACAAGAAUCUCCAGAGUUGGUACCAGAAUCAGAGAUGCAAGGAAUGAACCCAGAAGUGUUGAACCCAGAGUCCCAAGGUAUGAAGUUUGUUCAUCUGAAUCUAGGACCAUGCCUUCAAGUUUUUGAGCCUUCAGAGAUACCCCUAAGGUCAGAAUAUGAAAACACAGAACCUUUUGGGUUGGCAUCGUUUCAAGUUGAAAAUACCCAGGAGCCAAUGCCAGUACCACCAUAUUCAGUAAAAGGAUCUCCAGAAUUGACUUUAGGACCAGGAAUGCAAUAUGAGAAAUCAGAGCCACUAAUGCAAAAUUUGAAAUCUGUGACGUUAACCCCUGAGUCAUCCCCGUUAGUGGUAGGAUCUAAACAAUUUCUCACAGGACCAAAAUUACAUGUUCUGGAGUUGACCCCAGAGCCACAGUUGCAGGGAGUAAAGUCUAUGCAGCUGGAUCCACAGCCACAAUUACAAGAUGUGGAAUAUGUUAAUUUAAUCCAACAACCAGCUACUACUGGAAUGGUAGAAUCUGAGAAGCUGGUACAAGAACCAGUAUUACAAAGUAUAAUAUCAGAGGAAUUGACUAAGGGGGCACAGCUUCAGGGUGUGAAAUUGACCCCAGGGCCACAUUUGCAAAGUGUCAGAUUUUCAGAGUCAUCUCCAGGGCCACUUCUUCAAGGAGAAAAACCUGUAGAUUUAAUCUCAGGGUCCCCACAUCAUAGUGUGAAAUCUGAUGAACUGACCCCAGGUUCCCCAAUGCAAGAAAUCAAAUUGUCAGAUUUUAUCCCAGGGCUGAAGCAUCAAAGUGUUAUGUCUGUACAAUUGUCUCCAGAACUACAAACUCAAGGUAUGAAAUUUGUGGAACAAAACUCAGGACUAUGCUUGCAAGAUGUCAGGUUUUCUGAUUUGACCUCAGCACCAAAGCAUCAAGGUUUCAAACAUGUACAAUGUAUACUGGGAACACAGCUUCAAGAUAUACAGUCCUUAGGAUUUGUAACAGAAUCAUCUUUGCAAUCAAGCCAAGGGCUCUUGAGUGAAAAUAUGAAAUCUCUUCUGUCUAUUGAAGGAUCACAGUUUCACAGCAUGGAAUCUAUGAAAUUGACCUCAGAACUACAGUUUCAAGGUGUGAAGUCUCAGGAACUGAACCUAGGGCCAAGACAGCAAGAUGUCAAAUUUUCUGAACUGACUUCAGGGCCAAAGCUUCAAGGUGUCAAAUUUGGGGAGCAAACCCCAGGAUCAGUGUUUCAAGGUGUGAAUUCUGUGGAGAUGACUCCAGAGUUAGGGCUUCAAGAAUCUAAAUUAGCAAAGAUGUCUCCAGGGCUUCAAGAUAUAAAACAGGUGGGGCUUAACCCAGGGCCAUGGCUACAAGAUGUCAAAUUUUGUGAUCUGACAUCAGGAACUCAACCUCAAGGUGUGAAAUCUUCAGACUUAAACUCAGGGCCACAACUCCAAUAUGUGAAAUUUUUUGAGUUGACCCCAAAGCCAAAGAUGCAAGGAGUAAGAUCUAUGGGGUUGUCCCCAGGACCUCAAAAGCAAGUGGUCAAGCCUGAGAUGUUACCAGAGACACUGUUUCAUGGUGUAAAAAAUUUAGUGAUGGAUCAAAUGUCAAACCUGGAAGGUAACAUUUCUUAUAAAAUUGUCUCCCAGCCACAGAAACCAGAUGCAAAAUCUAUGGAGUUGACUCCUGAGUCACAGUUGCCAAGUGUAAACUAUUCUGAGUUGACUAGAAGACCACAGUUUCAAGGUAUAAAAUCUUCUGAAUUGAUCCAAGGGCCACAGGUGGGAGGUGUGAAACCAAUGGAGCUGACCCCAGGCUCAAAACUUCAAGGUAUAAAAUCUGAGUUGUUGAUCUCUGAGCUGAAAGAUGUGAAAUCUGUGGCCUUAACUACAGGACAGUGUCUAAAAGGUAUGAAAUCUAUGUUGCUAACCCCCAGUCCACAGCUGGAGGGUGAGAAAUCUGUGGAGAUAACUGCAGGACCAUGGAUAGAACAUGUCAAAUCUGUGAAAAACACUGAAGAUACCAAGCUUCAAGGUGCAAAAUCUGAUUUGAUUCUGCAUGCAAGAAUUCAAGAAUCCAAAGCUGUGGAAACUGUGGAAUUGAAAUUUGGGCCAAAGAUGCAAGGUGAGAUAUCUGUGCCUUUUGCACCAGGGCCAUUGCUCCAAGGGUCUGAACUGCAAGGUGUGAAACCUGAGGAACUGACUUUAGAGCCACAAACACAAGAUACAAAAUUUGUCAACAGUACCCCAUGUUUAAAGCAUCAAAAUUUAAAAUCUGUAGAGGAAACUCCAGAUUCAGAGCUGCAAUAUGUAAAAUCUGUGAAGUUGACCCCAAGGCUAAAGAACCAGGAAGUAAAAUCUGUGAAAGUGACCAGAAGACCAAAGUUGCAAGGAGUAAAAGCUGUGGAUUUAGCCCCAAGGCAACAGUUUCAAGGGAUGGCACUUGCAAAUUUAACUUCUGGACCAGAACAGGAUGGCACGAUAUCUGUAAUCUCACCAAAGCAGCAAUGUGUGAAUUCAGAGCAAUUGAAGAGAGGGGCUAAGUCAGAUGAUGGAAUGUCUUUGGAGUUAAUUCCAGAGCUAAAACUUAAAGGUAAAAAAUUAGUAGACCUCAAUUUUGAGUUACAGUUUGAAAGUAUGAAAUCAUUUGAAUUGACUUCAGAAUCAAAUAUUCAAGGUUUAAAACCUAAAGAAUUCAAACUUGAACCAGUUGAACCACAGUUGCAAAGCAUAAAGUCUCCUAAGUUGACCCCAGGGCCACCGUUGCACCAAAUAAAACCCUCAGAGUCAGCUUCAGAACCACAACUUUAUGUAAAAACCGCUGAGUUAAAACAAGAGCCACUGCUUGAAAGUAUGAGAUGUAUUCAGUGGAUACCAGGACCUAAGUUCCAAGCUGUGAAAUCUGUAGAGUUAAAUCUUGAGUCACAGUUUCAAGGUGUUAAAUCUAUAGGGUUGAAAUCUUUGAUACAGUUAAGAGAUAUGAAGUCAUCUGAAUUGACUCUAGGGCCAAAAACUCAAGGUACAACAUACACAGAGUUCAACCUUGGACCACAGCUGCAGAACGUGAAAACUCCCGAGGUGCUCCCAGGACCACAGCUGCAAAAAGGGAAGGCUUUGGCAUCAACCUCAGAGCCACAGCUUCAAGAUGUAAAAACUAUUGAGUUAAAAAAAGAGCCACAGCUGGAAAGUAUGAGACGUAUUCAGUGGAUACCAGGACCUGAUUUCCAAGGUGUGAAGUCUAUAGGGUUACAAUCUCAAGGUGUCAAGUCUGUAGGGUUGAAAUCUUUGAUACAGUUAAGAGAUAGAAAGUCAUCUGUGUUGACUCCAAGGCCAAAGCUCCAAGAUACAGGACCUUUGGCAUCACUCCAGGAACAUCAGCCUCAAGACUGUGAUUUGAAACCUUGUCUACAGGUUAGAAGUGUGAAAUCAUGUGACCUGACUUCAGGGUCAAAGCUCUGUGAUAUGAAAUCUAUGCCAUUGAAAUCUAGACUUUGCAUGCAUGAUAGGAAAUCUCCUAAAUUGACUGCAGAACCAAAGCAUCAAGAAAUGAAACUCUUACAGUCAUCCCCAGGAGCACAGCUUCAAGUUGUGAAGUCUCUAGUGCUUACAGAAGAGCCACAGCUUCCUGGCAUGAAAUCUGGGGUAUUAAGCCAAGGGUCACAAUUACAAAGCAAUACAAAUAUAGAGUUGAACUCCCCACUACACUUGAAAAGCGUGAAGUCAUCUGAGUUGACUCUUCAGACAAAGCUUCAAGGUAUGAAAUCUGAGAAUUUCAACUCUGGGUCACAGUGGCAAGAUCUAAAAACUUCUAAGUUGUCACCUGAGAUAAAGUCCCAAGAUAUGACAUUUACUGAGUUAAAUACAAGUUCACAGUUGGAAGGUACAACAUUUUCUAAACUGACUGCAGGGACAAAGAUUCAAGGUACCAAACGUACAGAUUUCAACCUUGGGCCAUUGUUACAAGGUGUGAAUUCUUCUAAAAGGACCUCAAAGACAAACCUUCAAAAUGUAAAACAUAAAGAAAGCUGCCCCAGUCCCCAGGUGCAAGUUGUGAAAUCUUCUGACCUGAGCCUGGGAUCAAAGCUUCAAAAUAUGAAAUUGGUGUUCAACCCUGAGCCACAAUUUCAAGGAGUGAAAUGUUCUAAAUUAAUCUCAGAAACAAAGUUUCAAGAUGUGGAAUCUGUGAAGUUCAAACCUGGGCCACAGCUGAGAGGUGUGAAAUCUUCUGAAUUGAUACUAGGGACAAAACUUCAAAAAGUGAAAUCCAUGGAUUUCAAGUCAGGCCCACAGUUGCAAGAUAUGAAAUCUUCUAGGUUGAUCAUGGGUAUAAAACUUGAAGAUGUAAAAUCUAUGAAUUUCAAGUCUGGACCACACUUGCAGGAUGUGAAAUCUUCUCAAGUCAUCGCAAGGGAAAAGCUUCAAGUUGUGAAAUCUGUGGAAUUGAAAUCUAGUCCAAAGUUACAAGGUGAGAAAUCUUCUGAUUUGACCCCGGGGAGGAAGUUUUCAGGUGUGAAAUCAGGCCCACAGUUACAAGAUGUGAAAUGUUCUGAGUUGAUUAUGGGUAUAAAGCUUCAAGAUAAAAAACCUGCAGGGUUCAGUUCUAGAUCACACUUUCAAGGUAUGAAAUCUUCUGAAGUGAUCCCAGGGCCAAAGCUUCAAGAAGUGAAAUCCUCUGAGUUCAACCAUGGUCCAAAGCUACAAGGUGGGAAAUCUGAUUUAACUCAGAAGAGGGAGCUUCAAGGUAUGAAAUCUGUGGAGUUCAACCCUGGACCACAGAGACAAGGUGAGAAAUCUGAUUUGAUGCUAGAGUAUAGGCUUCAAGAUUUGCAAUCUGUUGAGUUAAAACCUAUUCCGCAGUUACAAGGUGUAACAUCUUCUGAAUUAACACCAAAAACAAAGCUUCAAAGUGGAGAAUCUGUGGAGUUCGUUACCAGACCCAUGUGGCAAGAUAUGAAAUCUCUUGAAUUGACUCUAGGUGCAAAGGCCCAAGAUAUGAAAUCUUUGGGGUUUGAGUCAGCCCCACAGUUACAAAAUAGGAAAUUGCCUAUGUUGACACCAGGGGCAUGCCUUCAAGAUAUGGAAUCUAUGAAAUUCAACCCUGGGGCAAAGUUGCAAGGUGCAAAAUCUCCUGAGUCCAUAAAGCUUCAAAUAAUGAAAACCACGGAGGUCAACCAUGACCUAGAAUUCCAGGUUUCAAAACCCUCUGAGUUAGCCUUGGAAUCAAAGAUUUGCAGUGUGAUAUCUUCUGAGUUCAAAGCUGGGAAGCAGUGGCAAGAAGAGAAAUCUUUUGAGUUGAAACCAUGGCCAGAGCUUCAAGGUGUGAAAUUUGUGGUCUACAAUCCUGGACCACAUUUGCAACAUAUAAAAUCUUCAGAAUUAUGCAAAGAGACAAAGCUUCAAGAUGUGAAAUCUAGAGAAUUCAAUCCUGAGCAACAGUUACAAGAUGUGAAAUCUUCUGAGUUAUGCCAGGGAUCAAGGCUUCAAGGUAUGCCAUCUUUAGAGUUCAAUCCUGGGCCACAGUUACAAGAGAUAAAAUCUGAGUUGUGCACAGACAUGAAGCUUCCAUAUGAGCAAUUUCUGGAAUUCAAGCAUCAGCCUAAAUUACAAGGUGGGAAAUCCUCUGAAUUGAAUCCAGGGCCACAGCUUCAGUGUGUAAAUGUUAGGGCAUUCAGCACUGGGCCACAAUUGAAAGGUAUAAAAUCUGAGUUGAAUCCUGGGUCAGAGCUUCAGGGUAUAAAAUCCCAGGUGUUCUGCCUUGGACCACCUGUACAAGGUAUGAAUUCUUCUGCGUUUAUUUCAAAACCAAAAUUUGGAUGCAACUCUGAGCCACCCUUGCAAGGUAUAAACCCUUCUGAAUUAACUUCAGUAUCAAAACUACAAGGUACGAAGUCUUCUGAGUUGAGUUCAGGGACAGAAAUUCCAAGGGAGACAUCUAUGGUGUUCAACCCUGAACCACAUUUGCAAGGUUUGAAAUCUGAAUUGAUUCCAGGGUCAAAGUUUCUUGGUGUAGCACCUAUGGAAUGCAACCCUGAGCCACAGAUUAAGUGUGUAAAUUCUUCUGAGUUGAAUCCAGAGCCCAAAUUACAAUGCAUAAAUUCUAUGGGGUAUGAACUUGGGCCACCUUUGCAAGGUAUACAAUCUUUUGAGUUGACCUCAGGGGUUAAAUGUCAAGGUAUGGGAUCUUUUGAUUUGAAUCUGGGGUCAGAAGUUCUAGGUAUAAAAUCUGUUAUGUUCAACCCUGUGCAACAUUUACAAAACGUGAAAUGUGAAUUGACUCCAGGGACAAAGUUUCAAGAUAUAACAUCACGGGAAUUCAACAGUGGCCCACAGCUGCAAGGUGUGAAUUCUUCUGAUUUGAAUUUAGGGUCAGAACUUCAAUGCAUAAAUUCUAUAAAGUUUAAUCCAGGGCCACAGAUGCAAGGCAUGAAACCCUCUGAAUUGAACCCUACAUCAGAAUAUCAAGGUACAAAAUCUAUUCUGUUCAACCCUGGGCCACAUUUGCAAGGUGUAAAAUCUGAGUUAAUUCCAGGGACAAAGUUUCCAGAAAUCCAGUUUUUGGAGAAUCACUGUGGGUCACAGCAACAGGUUGUGCAGUCAGUGUUCACUUUAGGCUCUCCGUUAAAUGGUAUGAAAUCUCUCUUAUUUUUACCAGAGCCACUGCUUGAAGAUGUAAAGUUUGUGAAGAUGAACAAAGAGCCAUUGCUUUGUGAUGCAGAUUAUGUGAAACUGAUUUCAGGCUCUGAGCUGCAGAACUUGAAAUGUGAGAUGUUUGCACUAGAGCCAUGUUUAAAAGAAAUGAAAUCUGUGGCAUUAAAUCCAGGGCCACAUCCUCAAGGUAUGAAUUCUGGGGAGUUGCCCUCACACCUCAGGCAGCACAGUGUGAGAUCUGUGGUGUUUGCACCAAAGCUGUAGCCAUGUUCUCAAGAUGUGAAAUCUUUGAAGUCAAACCUGUUGCCACAGCCUCAAAGUGCUAAUUCUUUAGGGUUGUCGUCACUAAGGUCACCAAGUGUUAAUUCUGAGGUCUUUGCUCCAGAACCAUGUUUUCAAGAUGUGAAAUUCGUAGAGUUGACACCAGGGUCCCAACAGCAAGGUAUGAGUUGCCGAAAGUUGAUUUCAGGAUGGCAAGGUAUGAAAUCAGUGGUGUUGGCACCAGAGCCAACUAAGAAGUUCAUGCCAGGACCAAUGUUGAGUAGUGUUAAAUUUUCAAAUUUGUCUCUAGAAUCACAGCAACAAGGUGAGAAACCUUUGGAAUUUACUCCAGAACCAAAGUUUCAAAGUAUAAAACAUGUGAAAUUGUCUUCAGUAUCUCUGCAACAAGAUAUAAAAUCUGUAGAGUUACCACCGGGGUCACUGCUUCAAAGAACAAAAUCUGAGGAGCUAACGCCAAAAAGAAGCUAUCAAAUCACAGACUCCUCUAAGAUAAUCCCUAGGCCAGGGCAUCAGUUUGUAGAACAUGCAGAGAUGAUCCCAACACCAAAGCAUCAAAUCUCUAAAUCUGUGAAUUUGAUUUCAGUACCAACUUAUCACAUCACAGAAAGGUUGGCACAUCAAGGCAAAGAAACCGUAGACAAACCUGUGGGGUUCACCCCAAAGCCAACAAGUAAAGCCAUGGAAUCUUCAGGAGUACCUCUAAGGCUAGAUCUUCAAGUACCAGAAUCUGUUGAUCUGACUCCUGUGCUAAGGAAUCAAGACUCUAAAUCCUUAGAAUUAACCCUAAAGAAAAUCCCAGAAACUCUAGAGUUGCUCUCUCAGUCAUGGCCUCAAGUUAAGGAUCUGGGGGAGUCACAUACAAGGCCACUGCAGCAAGUUGUAGGCUCUGAAGAGAUGACACCAGAGCCCAAGCAUCACACUACAGAAACUAUGGGGUUGACCUCCAAGGCAGGGCCAAAAGGGAAGGAAUUCUUUGGAAUGACCCCAAAGCCAGUAAGUAAAACCACUGGAUAUGCAGAGAGAGUUCCAAGGCCUUAUCCUCAAGCACUAGAAUUUGUGGAGGUGAUCUCCGAGAAAAGACUGCAAGGGGAAGAAUUGGAAGCACUGACUACAAAGUCAUUACAUCAUGUCCCAGAAUCUCCAGAGGUGACACCAGGGCUAGGAUAUCAAGUUCCUGAAUUUGUGGGUUCAACCUCUAAGCAAUGGCUUCAAAGAGAGGAAUCUUUAGAUUUGUCCCCAAAGGAAACAGGUCAAGUUGCAGGACAUGCUGAAUCUGGAGAGCUCACAUCUGAGACAUGGCAGCAAGGGGAUAGAUCAAUGGGGCUAACACAGUCACAGAAUCAACGUAUGAAAUAUUCACAGAUAGCUCCAGGACUACGGAGUCAAAUUACAGAAUUUAUGAGGAUUACUCCAAAGCCACUAGAUCAAGUCACAGGAUCUGCAAAGACGCAGCUUCAAGCUGCUCAACCAAUAGGGAUAACCCCAGUAGCCCCCCCAAAAGUUAUUGAAUAUGUGAAAGUGACUCCUGGGCCACCACUUCAGGUUGUGAAGUCUGUACCAUUAACACCAGGGCCAGCCUCUCAAAUGGUAGACUAUGUUGAGUUGACUCCAAAACUGCAACAUGUGAGACCUUCUGAGUCUACCUCAGGGCUAUGGUUGCAAAGUGUAAAAUCAAAGGAAUUAACCACACAGCCAAAACACCAAAUUUUGGAAAUAAUGAAGUUGACAGGGUUUCAAAUUGUAAAGACUGUGUUAAUCCCAGGGCCACCACUUCAAAUUGUAAAAUCUGAGGAAUUAGCACCAGGACCAAUUCCUCAGAUUGUAGAACCAAUAGGAGUAGCCUUAGGAUCAGCUAUUGAUUGUUUGGAUUUAUUCCCAAGGCCACAUCUUCAAGAAAUGGUAGAACCUGUAGAAUUAACUCCAAGGCCAAAUACCCAAGUAAAACCUGCAGAAUUACUCUCACAGCCAGCAUUUUCAUUUGAGGAACCUAGAGUGUUCACUCAUGAACAAGGGCUUCAGGCUGUGAAAGCAAAAGGGAUAAAAAUAGGGCUUCCUCAAAUCAUGGAAUGUAAGGAUUUGAAUCUAGCACAGGUAUAUCAGAAUAGGGAAUCUGAGGAUUUUAUGUCAAGAGAGGAGUUACAAAUAGGGAAUUAUUUCUCUAGAUUUCUACAGAACUCUUCAAACUCACUCAUCUCAAGCUCUGUUGAAGCAUCUGAAUUAGGAAGCCUUUGUGAUUUGGAGAUGCCAGAAGUAUCAAGGGCCUUGGAUAUAAAAAACCUUGGGACAGAUAUUUUGCAGCCUGAAGAGUCCUUUAUAGACCCUACUGUGAUACAAGCUUCAACCCUUCCCUUGUCCCUUCACAAUCAACCCUCUGAUAAGAUAGCUAACACUGUAGAAACCCCACAAUUUGAGAUCCCAGGAGUGGAUGUCAUAUCUAAGAGGACUGAUAAGAAGCAGGUGGAAAAGCUAGAGAAUUCACUCCAGUGCCUAUCCCAACAUCCACUGCAAAGCUGGCGAUCACCAUCUAGGACCUUCCAGUCAGGAUCAGGAACUCAAAGAGGCUUUACCUGGUCUGUCCUGGGCAGACAACAGAAUGUCUGGGAGAAUCACUCCUGGAGACAGCGACUACCUAGAAAAUAUCUCUCCAACAUGCUAAUGCUGGGGAAUGUCUUGGGAACCACUAUGGAAAAGAAGCUUUGUUCUCAAACAUCUUUAAUGGGAAGAGCAACUGAAGAUAUCUGUCAAUCUAUUCAGAAUUUAUUUGGGGUUCCAGCUGAACUGAUGGAAUUUUCCCAGAGUCUGCUAGAGAAGAGUCGAAGUAUUAUUUCUCAGACUUCAGUGUUCAAAAACUACAUUCAGAGACACACUUCAUGCCAUGGUCAUCAGCAAAGAAUAGCUUUAAGGAUGUGGACACGUAGCUCCAUGUCCUCCAUAAUACAGCAAUACUCUGGGAGUAGAACAAGAAUAAAGAAAGAUUCGAAGCUCAGUGAUAUAUCCCAGGAAGUCAUUCAGCACAUGCCUGUUUCACGUACAGGGGGCCAGCCUCCUGCCACAGUAGGUUUAGAGUCUUCCUUCAAUAUAGUUUUCACUAGGAAAGAUUCUGUUCCAGUGGAAGAGAGUGAGAACUCACAGAGUAAUUCACAGACGAGGAUUUUUGAGUCCCAACAGUGUCUCAAGCCAAGUUACCUUCCCCAGGCCAAGACUGACUUCUCAGAACAGUUCCAGUUGCUACAAGAUCUGCAGCUAAAAAUAGCAGCAAAACUGUUAAGGAGUCAGAUACCCCCAAAUGUACCUCCACCUCUAACUUCAGGUUUAGUUUUAAAAUACCCUAUCUGCUUACAGUGUGGCCGAUGUGCAGGAUUUAAUUGCUGUCAUAAAUUACAGGGCUCUUUUGGGCCUUACCUUCUUAUCUAUCCACAGCUCCACCUUGUAAGCACUCCUGAAGGCCACGGAGAGAUUAGGUUGCAUCUUGGCUUUAAGUUGCGAACUGGGAAAAGACCCCAAGUCCCAAAGUACCACAGAAGAGACAGACCCAUCACACCAAGGAGUCCUAUAUCACCAUCACUAAGGAAAGCUAAAGUCUAUACUCAAGCUUCCAAGAGUCCUACUUCUACAAUAGAUUUCCAGUCUGGAUCUUCCCAAUCUCCUGUACAAGUCCACAUCAGGCGAAGGCAGUAUAGCGGCCCUGACCUAGGAAAGACAGAAAUUGGAGAGCUGGGACACUAUGAAUUUACUCAAGUUCACUCUCUACCAGAGAGUGACUCUGAAAGCAAUCAGGAUGAAAAAUGGGCUAAAAGGAGAACCAAAAAGACCCAUAGUUCAAAAUACCCAAUGAAAAGAAUCACUAAGGGAGGCAGAACACAAAACACAAAGUUCUACACAAAUGGUAGAACCACAAUACGGAGUCCUUCUAGGGACUUACCAGCCCAGUUAAGAAGGAAGAGGAAUGGAGCAUCUCACACGAUUACUGCCUCUUUAAAAAGACAAUCUAAGAAAUCCUCCCAACCCAAAUUUAUUCAACUGCUUUUUCAAGGCCUAAAGCAAGCAUUCCAGACAGCACACAGAAUUAUGGCUUUUGCUGGGCCAAAGCCUGAGGACAGGUCAAGGCCAGACCAUUUGCGCUCAAGCAAAAACCACCAUCUAAAACAAAAAGCCAGAGAUUAUUCCUUAUCAAGAGAUAUCAAAAGAGACAGGAUGCCAGUUGUCAAGCUAAAACCAACAGACAUAACCACUAAGCAGGAGAAGAUAUUAUGGGAAGAAAUAGAGCAAUUCAGAUCACCUCAACAACCAAAAAGAGAUAGCUCUUUCCAACUCAGACGUACCCAACUGCCCAAGCCAAUAGUUUCUAAAAGAAGUGCCAUUUUCAAAACCACUUCAGUCGGACAGCGUAUGGGUAUUGUUCAAAAUGACAGUAGCAGCAAAGCUAAGAAAAACUUCUGCAGAAGUGAAAUCUCUAGCCAGGAGUCCAAGAACUCCAAAACAGGAACCAGAGUUCAAGCCCGAGGGAGAAAUCUACAUGGUUCACUUAAGAGAACCUCACAGAGUCACCUUAAAGAGAAAAUCACGCCCAAGAAGCGAAACCACCAUAGCUUCUUAAGGGAGAGAACCCCGUGUAAUUCCUCUGAAAGGAGCCAUCGCAGUCCCUCUGAGAGGAGAUGUCGCAGUCCCUCUGAGAGGAGCCGUCGAAGUCCUUCUCUAAAGAGCCACCAGAGUCCCUCUGAGAGGAGCCGUCGAAGUCCUCCUCUAAAGAGCCACCAGAGUCCCUCUGAGAGGAGCCAUCGAAGUCCUUCUCUAAAGAGCCACCAGAGUCCCUCUGAGAGGAGCCACCGAAGUCCUUCUCUAAAGAGCCACCAGAGUCCCUCUGAGAGGAGCCGUCGAAGUCCUUCUCUAAAGAGCCAUCACAGUCCCUCUGAAAGGAGGCAUCAGAGUCCUUCUGAGAGGAGAUGUCGCAGUCCCUCUGAGAGGAGCCGUCGAAGUCCUUCUCUAAAGAGCCACCAGAGUCCCUCUGAGAGGAGCCGUCGAAGUCCUUCUCUAAAGAGCCAUCACAGUCCCUCUGAAAGGAGGCAUCAGAGUCCUUCUGAGAGGAGAUGUCGCAGUCCCUCUGAGAGGAGCCGUCGAAGUCCUUCUCUAAAGAGCCACCAGAGUCCCUCUGAGAGGAGCCGUCGAAGUCCUUCUCUAAAGAGCCAUCACAGUCCCUCUGAAAGGAGGCAUCAGAGUCCUUCUGAGAGGAGAUGUCGCAGUCCCUCUGAGAGGAGCCGUCGAAGUCCUUCUCUAAAGAGCCACCAGAGUCCCUCUGAGAGGAGCCGUCGAAGUCCUUCUCUAAAGAGCCAUCACAGUCCCUCUGAAAGGAGGCAUCAGAGUCCUUCUGAGAGGAGAUGUCGCAGUCCCUCUGAGAGGAGAUGUCGCAGUCCCUCUGAGAGGAGCCGUCGAAGUCCUUCUCUAAAGAGCCACCAGAGUCCCUCUGAGAGGAGCCGCCGAAGUCCUUCUCUAAAGAGCCACCAGAGUCCCUCUGAGAGGAGCCAUCGAAGUCCUUCUCUAAAGAGCCACCAGAGUCCCUCUGAGAGGAGCCAUCGAAGUCCUUCUCUAAAGAGCCACCAGAGUCCCUCUGAGAGGAGCCAUCGAAGUCCUUCUCUAAAGAGCCAUCACAGUCCCUCUGAAAGGAGGCAUCAGAGUCCCUCUGAGAGGAGAUGUCGCAGUCCCUCUGAGAGGAGAUGUCGCAGUCCCUCUGAGAAGAGCCAUCAAAGUCCUUCUCAGAGGAGCUAUCACAGUCUCUCCAAAAGGAGCUAUCAGAGUCCCUAUGAGAAGAGAUGUUGCAGUCCCUCAGAGAGGAGAUGUUGCAGUCCCUCUGAGAGGAGCCAUCGCAGUCUCCUUCAGAAAACUCAUCACAGUCCCUUAGAGGGGAGAGGACACAGCCCUUUUGAGAGAAGACAGCACAGGCCCUCUGAGAGGAGCGGUCGCAGUUCCUCAGAGAGAACUCAUUGUAGUCCCUCUGAAAGAAGUGGACACAGGCACUCUGAGAGGAGCAGACACAGUCAUUCUGAGCAGAGCCAACACAGCCAUUCUGAAAGGGGCCAACAUAGUUGGUCUGACAAAACCCAUCUCAGUCCCUCUGAGAGAACUAGUCACAGUCCCGCUAAGGAGAGACUCAAGCACAGCUCCCCUAGGGAGAGACUCAGACAUAGUCUGUCUAAAGAUUGCAAGGUUACUCAAACACAUCUCCUAGGGACCACACACAGAUAUUCCAAAGCAGGGCAAGUUUAGAGGCCUGAAGCUAACAGAUGAGAAGAGAUUCGCGCCCAUUAUUCAUUGACUGGCUCAAGUCUUCACCGAGCUGCCCCUUUCCUGGCUUCUUUCCUGCUCAGCCACUGCCUCCAAUACCUGCAUCCUCAGCAAUCAAAGAGCCUUUACGCCUCUCUACCUGGGGGC
Molecule: messenger RNA, 16839 nt
Organism: Mirounga angustirostris (Northern elephant seal)
Lineage: Eukaryota; Metazoa; Chordata; Mammalia; Carnivora; Phocidae
Gene: SPATA31H1
Product: SPATA31 subfamily H member 1
Source: RefSeq, a predicted model, not a curated record